Pocillopora meandrina is the source of this 3107-nucleotide messenger RNA. NCBI's taxonomy places the organism in Eukaryota, Metazoa, Cnidaria, Anthozoa, Scleractinia, Pocilloporidae. The record is from the annotation of a GenBank genome assembly.
AUGCUAGAUAGAAUCAUACUGGAUUCUUUUGAUCCUCGCUCUCAAUCAGCUGAUCAGAGAAAGAUUUCCCUACUGAACAAUGCUUUGUCUCAGUUCAAAAAGGAAGCCCUGAAGAAAAGAGAGGUUUGGUCUCACAGUCAAUCAUUUCACAGAGAUGAGAAUGUAAAUGAUACUUCUGUGAUAGUUGAUGAAGAAGAAGAUACUUUUGAUGGAACUGUGCUACAUUUUCAUGACAUCACACCUUUCAGUGAUGUACCUGAUGCUAAUCUCCUCCAGAGCAAGUUGACUUUCAAAAAUAAAGAAUCAGAGUUUUGGAUGGGGAACACUGUUGACCUGUGCACACUGCCUUUACCAAGACGUUAUAGAGGUGUCUCUUGUACUGCAUUGUCUCCUGAUAACAGCCUUAUUGCUCUGGGAACAGUUCAAGGAGACAUUGUGAUCUGGGAUUUAGCUACCUUUCCACCACGCAUAUUGAGAAGCAGCCGUGGUAAUAACUCUGCUGUUGUUCAACUUCACUGGAGUUUUGACUCUUCACAAGUGGUUAGUCUAAAUGAUUAUGGUGCCAUCACACUAUGGUCGCUUGGCAACACGAUAUCCAUACCUUACGAAGUGAAAUCAUUUGAGCCUUUGGAGGUUAAUAUUGGUUUUAAACCUUCUGCUCUAAUUCCAUUGUUGACUCUAGAGCGAAGAGACUUUCUGUUCACAAAAGGACCAUUUUCAGAUUCCAGAGAUUUAUCAAGUGAAGUAACGACAGUAGCUUUUCAUCCUUCAGCAACACUUCUGGGAAGGCAAGCAUUUUUGAUGGUGGGGUUCAGUAAUGGGAACAUUUUGAAGCUUAGAUUCAACAAAAUGCUGUCAAUCAUGUCCUUUCCACAGGUUCAACCAGCCAAUGGUAUAACACAUAAGAUUGGUAAAGAUGUUGAUGCUGAACUAUUUAAAGAACAUUGUCACAAGAUUGUGCUUAUAACAUUUGUGAACAACAUUUCACCUAUGGUAACUGUUGAUGAAAAAGGAUUUAUGAACAUAUGGGAAUACUCCAGUGAAUGCUUAACUGGAUUUGGCUGGUUUGUUCCCAGCACUAAGUACAGGCUGAACAUGGUGGAGAUGACAUACGAGCCUGUUCUUGGAACACAGGAGAAAGAAGAAUUCACAGAUGAAGUGAAAGGUCCAAAGCAUAAACACCAUCGUUUGAGGUAAAAGUGUUUCCUGUCUCAGGCUGAAGUUUUUACUUUAAGCCUGUUUGUUCAAAGGAUGGAUAACACUAUCCAAUGGAUGAAUUGCUAUCCAGCAGAUAAAUAUUAACAAAUGAUACUGUGCUAUCCAACCAGAUAGAGAAUUACUGGUAUCCAGUGGAUAGUGUUAUUGACCCUCUCUUGAUAUAGACACAUGUCUGGCAUGUGUGUGCACCAAAAAUUACAGGUGAUUUGUUUGAUAUACCACUGAAUACUUCUAUAAAAUGUUGUAUGUUAUCUACAAUAUAGUGAUUGCCUGUAAUACAGUCACUAUUGGUGAUGUGGGCUGAGUGAAAAUGAAAAAGUACACCAUGUUUUACUGAAAAAUGAAGAAAUGUUCAUUUACUUAGCAUAAAUUUAUUAGGACAUUUUGGUUAUUAUCAUUCAAAUUUUUGAGCAUGCCAAGUUUAAAUAAUUUUUUUAAUUUUUUUAGGCAGAAAAUGGUUCAAAAUCGUAUAAAGACACAGAAGUACAUCAAUUCUCUUCGUCUGGAAAAACCAUGGCAGACUCAAGAGAAGGACAACAAGGUUACCAAAAUAUUUGCACCAAAAAAUGUUCCUGAAUCAGGAUCAACUUUCCACCAUGUGACUUAUUAUCAGAGGUCAGGCCAGUUGGCAUCUUAUGUCACCAAGGUUUACAAGCCAUUGCAAAUUCCAUGUUCAAAGUUCAUCUUAUCCAAACAAAACUUUGCAGGCACCAGACUUGUGUUCAUGCUUCUGUUUCCAGUGGUAGAACCAAAGGAAGCCCAUGUUUCUCUGGUUAUCAUCAAUCUUGAACCAACAGUGUCUGUUAGUAAGAAUUACAUGCACAUUGCUCUGGACAAAGAUGAUUAUGAAAGAUGUCUUUCUGGAAGUACCUGCUCUUUUGGAAUCUCUCAUGCUAUAGAUGCCACAGGAAGUGAGUACAUUGUGGCAAAUGUGAAUGGAAAUUUAUUUGCAGUUUCCAUGACAACAGGAAAUGAAGUUAUGGCAGAAACUCAGGAGGGAUGGGUGGGUUGCCAUCUUAGUCUCAAGAAAGGUCAAGUACCUCCAACUUCCAAGGUAGAAGUUGCUAGCACAUCCAAAGGUCUCCAAGUGUUGUUGUAUACCCACACACUAAAUUCUGCAGUUUUACUGCAGGUGAGAGAUGAGAACACCCAAGAGCAACGUAAACAAACAUGGAUUGCUUUCCAGCAGUGGAUACAUGUUGGCACUAAGAAUACUGAAUGUGUUCCAGUCACUUUGCACACAAUAAGGAAACAUGAUUGGACCUUUGAGGGACACUCAGAUGUGUACAUUCAGUGUUUCAUGGAGUCUUUGGUUCUUGACUUGAUUGAUGGCCAGUCCAAAUAGCUGAGGGUUCAUUUACCAGUGAACAACAACAAAGGUUUCAUGCUGAAAACUUUCAGAUUCCAUUUUUGAGAAAGAGUUUUCAGGAAACACCACAAGAUGCUGACCAAGGGAACAUGUCUUCCUGGCAUGACAGGCAGUCAGUGGUGUCAACACUGUGGGAAUAGACUCAGUUUUAAUAGCUGAAAUUUAGAUGUAGGAAGUAGUUUUGUAAUAUUCUUGCCAUAAUUCGCAUAUGUAUAAAUCUUGAUUUCCUAAGUUUUGAUCCGCAUGUACAAGCCGAAGCAAUUUGGUUGCAUCCAAUUUGUCAGAAUGACCCAUUUUACGAUCUACAUGUACAUGAAAAAUGUAUAUGAAUCUCAUUUACUACAAAGGCUUCUGUGGCUGGUGCUGUAGAAUUUUCAGCUAUAAUGAGUCCAGCAAAUAAAACCAUGCCUGUUUUUUCAUAAAUGUUUGUUGUUUGUCUGUUGAUGGCACCAAACAAAUUGAUGAAGAUGACUGUAGAUCUAGAUUUUUUUAAUAAAUAUUUGAAGAAUAAAAGUGACUC